AGCCUUUUCGGCUCAAGGAUCAAGAGGGAUUCGGGAUAUCGAGCCUUCUGUUUGCUACAGUCUCGCAGCAUUGAUGAUGUCUGCCAGCUCGAAUGGUGACAUGCUGGUCCCCUUGAACCUCGAGGGAGGGCUUGAGAGCGCGAUGCCCGAAGUGUCAUCACCAAUGCUAGGACGUAAGAACACCCGUCUCGCAGGUGCUCCAGUAGGCGAAGUACUCACGCAGAACCCGUGGGAGAAGAUGAAAUUCGCGCGCACCGGACAAGGACAUCACUCUCCCCUGCUUGGAGAAGGAGCUGGGCGUGAAGAUGUUCAUUCGGCCUACGUCCGCAUGACCGAGAACGAGGACGAUGAGAUAGACGAGGAUGACGAGGAGGAGCUUAUCUCAGCUCAGGAGCUGGUUACGAUGGCUGUCAUGACGACCCUCCUUCAGCAGCAACUCGCGCCAGUCACUUCGGCCGUUGCUGGACUCCGUAACGAGUGCGCUGAGAUGAAAGAGGCGCUGAGGGCACGCUUGGCCCACGUGGAGGAGCGCUUCAACCUGAACGACGUCAGGGUGAACAAGCUGGAACGCUUGUGCACGUUCCUGGAGCAGACUGCGCUUCCGGCUUUGGACUCCAUGGAGGCUAACAUCCGCGCAUGCAUCCACGAAUACAUGACGAACCAGGGAAGGCAGGGGGGGAAAACAUCAUCAAACCUCAUUCGGAUGCCUUCGGGAAGCGUGCUGUGACCAUAGUGCUUGGAAAUCUGGACGCUUUGGGCCAGUUAGGAAAAGCUACGGAAUGGUUACAGGAUAACUUUUUGUUCUAGGUGGGACGGUUCCCGCAAAGACAUAUUGCAAAUGAGAGUUUAAAAGGCAUGUUAUUUCCAGAGUUCCGGAGCCCGACCCUGCGAGAUCACGCAGUAGAUCUAUCGCGACGUGCUGGCCUGAAGAGUGGGGACAAGAAGGUUUGGGCGAACCAUGACCGCUCGUCAGCAGACUGCGCGGCCUUCAACUUCUGCCUGGGUUUCAAACGGAUCUUCAAAGAGGGGUGGGGUGUUCCGUACAAUAUCUCCUUCAACGGGGAGUCGCCCUAUGUUGUGAAGGUUGGGGGGGGCACGCCCUUGCAGUCGAGAUGGAGGGCCACAGCGUGCGCUACGACUGGCAAGCGGGCUGGGCGACGUGGGACGACCUCCACAGCGGUGCCCAGAUCAAGGAGCUCUUGGCGAAAUCGAACGACCUCGUGGCCCGGUGAAUGGCAGCUCCGCCUCGGGCCACAGCCAGAGACCCGGAAGCGGCCCCGCUGGCCGUGGCGACACCCCGCGGGCCGCCCCGGCGGCCGCGCGCGGCCCUGGCGGCAGUGGGCGGGCCUCGGCAGCCGCGGUGCUCGACAA
Messenger RNA from Prorocentrum cordatum, 1371 nucleotides. The record is from the annotation of a GenBank genome assembly. NCBI's taxonomy places the organism in Eukaryota, Dinophyceae, Prorocentrales, Prorocentraceae.